AGUUAGAUAAUCCAGGUAAGUCUUUAAUGCUAAAGAUGGGCAGGGAGGAGGGUGGAGAGAUGGCUAAUUGUGGGCUGCUAAUCCAGCACCUCCCCCAGGUUCACCCACCUCUACAUGUCACAUAUGGAAAAGACCAGGCACAUAGAGACUUCUGCACCCUGCUAAGUGAAAAACUAGUAUUUGACAAGAGAAAAACUAGUGACCAACUGGAUUACCUAAGGUUCAUAUACCCUGUAUAGAAUGUAGAUGUGCCCUACCAUCUCUCUCUGUAUCCUCUUCCUGCUAUUCACACAACUAUGGGAGAAGUCCAGAAGGGUUUGUUAUCAGUCAUCGAGAAGUUAAAGGGCACUACAGAGCAAGAACUACGCAUAGUGCUUCUCGGCCUGGAUAAUGCUGGAAAAACCACUCUGCUCAAACAGCUCGCCUCUGAAGAUGUAAACACCAUCACGCCAACUCAGGGUUUCAACAUUAAAAGCGUCUCCUGCGAUGGCAUGAAGCUCAAUGUGUGGGAUAUCGGAGGUCAGAGGAAGAUUCGACCGUUCUGGAAAAAGUAUCUGGAGAACACAGAUUUAUUGAUCUAUGUGAUUGACAGCGGAGACAAAAAGAGAUUUGAGGAAACAGGAGUGGAGCUUUCAGAACUCAUCGAUGAGGAAAAUCUCAAAGGUGUGCCAUUGCUCAUCUUUGCCAAUAAGCAGGACCUGGCCACAGCUUCACCUGCCAGUGAGAUCGCUGAGGGACUUAACCUGCACACAUACAGAGACAGAGAGUGGCAGAUUCAGGCUUGCUCUGCUGUGUCUGGGGAAGGUGUACAGGAUGGCAUGAACUGGAUCAUCAACAAUAUUGCAAAUAAGAAGAAAUGAAUGCACUUCCUUAUUUUGUACAGUCACUCCAGUGUAAACUAACAACGAAAUAUUUCUUUUAAAAAGACUUUAUUACUUUUUGUAAUAGCAAUAGUAAUGAGGAGCCGUCUUCAUAUCUGUAAAUUAGCUACCAACAGAAACCAACUGCGAAAAAACAGAACAAAUCAUUUUUACUCUGUUAUCUUUUAUUCUCUUACAGAGAAUUUUUAUUGCUGUCUGACUAGACACGCCUUUUACUUUGUGCAAACGCUGCCGCCGCUGUCACUGUAUGUGAGAGAUAUGAAACACCGGGAUAUAAAUAAUGCACAAAAGCAGAAUUUGCUGCCUAAAAUAAAGAGGAGUCUUUCAUGUAACUGUUACAAGUAUGUAGAGUUUUUCUCAGAUGUCUUGGUAGUUGUCAUUAACAGGAAGAGCAAAACUCUUGCUAAAGAUGAAAUAUGAAGAUCAUGUUUUAGUGUAUUUUGUAGUUUAUGAUUGUCAUGUG
Messenger RNA from Paramisgurnus dabryanus, 1344 nucleotides. RefSeq names its product ADP ribosylation factor like GTPase 3, like 1 (gene arl3l1). The record is from RefSeq and is a predicted model, not a curated record. Gene Ontology annotation, molecular function: GTP binding; GTPase activity. Lineage: Eukaryota; Metazoa; Chordata; Actinopteri; Cypriniformes; Cobitidae.